AUGUUCGCAAACGCAACACCGAAGAAGGCUAUCACCUUCACGAAAUACAGCGUGAGUUUGUGCUGCGGUUGGCCGCUCCCUUCGUCAGCGAGCAAGCGUCAAUUUUACGGUUAUCUAGUCCUGAAAGUUGUGGGUGCUCUACUCACCGUCGCUGUGUUUUUGCCUGCGCUCUGGUCGCUUUAUCUUCACAUUGAUGAUCCAGUGAUCACCGGCAAUACGUUCGGUCUCGCAUGUGCUUUGCUUCAAAACUUCGCAAGUAUAAUCAUCUGUACCAUCCAGCACAAUCAUUAUCAGCGACUGAUCGAGGAAAUGACGAAUUAUUUAGAUAAGGCGGAGUCCCAUGAAAUGGCUAUCUUCCAGCGAUACGUGGACACGUAUUCUACAUAUCACGGGACAUCCACGUUAUUCCCCUAUCUUUGCGCGACACUCGUUGUGGUCGCAACAUUGUUCUUGGAACAGCCGUUCCCGGUGGUCACCGAGUACCCAUUCCGCGUCGAUUACGAACCCAUCAGAACAAUCAUUUUUCUAAAUCAUUCAUUCGUCGCUUUACAAAACGGUUCGAGUAUAAGCUUGAACACGCUAACAGCGUUGCUACUUUUAUUUGCUGCAGCACGAUUCGACAUAUUGAUGCUACAUUUGGGAAAAGCUGUUACCGUCGCAGACUUAAAGGAAUGCAUGAAAAUGUACGAUGAUGUGAAAAGAUAUGCACAUGAUGUCGUUGGCGGCAUCCAGUACAUAACAUUGUCCACAGUUUUAUUCACUAGUAUAAUCCUUGUAAAUGCCGGACUCAAUAUCAUUGGGAGUGAAGGUGCUUUACGGAGUGUCUACAAUGUAAAGUGGUACGAACGAGAUAGUAGUGUGCAGAGAAUGAUAUACCGCAUGAUGGUGCGACAGAAGCCAAUAGUCAUCAGCUUCGUAUACCUCGUGCCGCAACUAUCCUUGGACUAUUAUUGUUCGUACAUUGCAAACGCUUUCUCUUUGUUCACUACUCUGCGUUUUCUACUGAGUGAACCGGAAGAGAUAGUAGCAUCUGACAUUGCUAAUGCUACCUGUUGCAACAAUUAA
Messenger RNA from Megalopta genalis, 1065 nucleotides. NCBI's taxonomy places the organism in Eukaryota, Metazoa, Arthropoda, Insecta, Hymenoptera, Halictidae. The record is from RefSeq and is a predicted model, not a curated record.